This is a messenger RNA of Hippoglossus stenolepis (Pacific halibut), 2329 nucleotides long. RefSeq names its product chromosome alignment-maintaining phosphoprotein 1. The record is from RefSeq and is a predicted model, not a curated record. Gene Ontology annotation, biological process: attachment of mitotic spindle microtubules to kinetochore. The coding region runs from base 171 to 1424 and encodes 417 amino acids. The transcript has 3 exons. NCBI's taxonomy places the organism in Eukaryota, Metazoa, Chordata, Actinopteri, Pleuronectiformes, Pleuronectidae.
UGCGGGAGGAAAACACGGAAGCUGAGCAUGCUGCGGUUGCUCAGUGGAUUCGACCCUAGCACGAACCUAACCCGGGUUAAACUCUUCUCCCGGGUCGGUUGGAUGUCGGUUCUGGUUCAGGAUCUUUUUACAGAUAAACAGUCCGGUGUGUUUCCUGUCCGGCCUGUGUGAUGUCCGUCAUCAUUCACACGCGUGGCGAGGCGGGAGGGGGCGUGGCCGCUCACCUGCACUGCUCCCACUGCGGCCACUUCUCCAAGAGCCACGCCCAGCAGCUGUCCCACAUGGCGGCGUCCCACCCCACGUGCCUGGACGAGGAGGUGGUGGGUCGCCUCGGAAACAUCCUGACGUACCAGAGCACCGCCCGCCUGUUCCACUGCUCCGUCUGCUUCUUCACCUGCAGGGACUUCACCAAGCUCUACAAGCACAUCAUCUCCAAACACUGCAUGGACGACAGGGAGGCGGGGGGACGAGAGAAGAAGAUGGGAGAUGGAGGUGAGGAGGAGGACGAGAAGAAGAUGGGAGAUGGAGGUGAGGAGGAGGCGGAGGCGGAGGAGAAGAUGGGAGAUAAAGGUGAGGAGAAGAAGAAGAAGAUGGGAGAUGAAGGUGAGGAGGAGGAGAAGAAGAUGCCAGAGGAAGGCGAGGAGGAGGCUCUGAAAAGAAAGAGGAGCAGUGAGGAGGAAGGAAAGGAUGAGGAUGGCGCCCCCCGGGAGUUGGAGUCAGAGAAACCUGACGGCGAGGGAGAGGAAAACAUUCUGACGUACGACGGCAGCAUUUACCGCUGCCUCAUCUGCGGCUGCAAGAACAAGCUGAAAGUUGUGAGCGUCAACCACGUGAUGAAGAAACACGACAUCCCCAAAGCGUACGCCUCCCAGGCCAUCAGGCGAGACGUGGUCACGCUCAGACAGACGGUGAGCAGCACGCCAGAGGAGGACGAGGAGGCCGGGAUGACCGGAGAGCUGCUGAACGAGGAGAUGAAGGCCACGGCCAAGGUGGUGCACUUCACCUCCAACCGCUUCGUGUGCCUCAUCUGUGGCUGGAAGACCAAACUGAAAGGUUUCGCCAUCAGUCACGUGGCGCGCUGCCACGACGUGGAGCGUCCGUACGGGUGUAAGGACUGCUCGAGCUCCUUCUUCCUGCCGAGUCGUCUGCAGCAGCACGUCAGGACGGCUCAUCGGCCCGGACGCUACGCCUGCCCCUUCUGCUGCUUCAGGUCCCACUACCUGGGCGGCUUCAGGAGGCACUGCAGCCGCUGCAACGCCCGGGAGGAGGGGGAGGUGGGCGGGGCGGCAAGGGUGGGGGAGCACGAGGAGCACGAGGAGCAGGAGGAGCACGAGGAGGGAGAGGAGGAGGGGAAAAAGACCAGAGCGGGGAGGAAACGACGGAUGACGAGGAAGGUGAUAGAAGAACAGGAGGAGGAUGAAUGAAGGGAGGGGGGCAGGACCAGGAACCACAUACUCCAUCAUCAUGUCGACCCGGUUCUGGUUCUGAACAUUUUUAAUCAUCAUUUUUAACUGACAAACGAAGUGAAUAUGAGACGAACAGCAGGUGGCGCUGAUUCUCCAGUCAGGUGCUGUUUUACUGCUGCAGAGGAAGUCAAAGGUCAAAUCCCCUGAGCCGUCUGGUCACUAGUCCCGCCCCUUUUCCCUGUUGCCUAGUAACAACAAAGUGAAGUUGGACAUUGGUUUUAAAGUCUCUUGUUUUUGAACAUGUUUGGUUGAAGCGUGAAGUCACUGAAGUUUCCGACGUCUCGUCAGCGCUGUGACCGGAGUGCAGCGACUCCUGGGAUAGGCUGGGCCAAGAGGGGUUACCUGUUAGAACCCUUCCUAUUGGCCGGGGAGUCUUCAUAUGCAGCCACUGAAUUGUGACGUCCUCAUUGGUCGACACGUUUUCACCUGGAGCCAAUCUCCUGUUGAGUCACAUUUAUCUUUUAACAAAUGCACACAUUUUUAUACUCCUUGAAUAAGAAACUUUAAAAAGACAUUUCAACAUUUUUUUAAAUGUUCAUAAAAACAUGAAACAAACCUUUAGUUUUAUUUGUUGUGGGUUGGUCACAGAACAGCUCGUUUCCUGAGAUGAGUCAUCGAUCAAAGAUCAAUUUAUUACUGAUGAAAACACUUCAGAUCAAAGCUGCAUCUUCAACCUGAAACUCAGGAUCGAUCACAAACUGGACGAAACACACAAGACACACAAAACACGGAACACACACUCUUAACGUGUUGGUUUACGUUCUGUGUUUUCUGAAGAUUUUAAUAAAAACUAGUGUUACAUGUAGAAGCGUGUUGACGUCAGUGAGUUUGACUAAAGAAUAAAAGUCUGUUUUUAAUCUGUG